AUGGGCAAGGUCAAGUUGGCCAAGAAUAUCGAGACGAACGAACAGUGUGCUGUCAAGAUAGUGCCUAGACAGUCGACCGAUGAGCACCGCAACCAAGCGGAUCGUGAGAGGGCAGAUCACUCCAAGGAGAUCCGGACGGCCAGGGAGGCCGCCAUUGUUACUCUGGUCAACCACCCUUACAUUUGUGGCAUGCGCGAUGUUGUUCGGACGCAUUAUCACUGGUACAUGCUCUUCGAGUACGUCAAUGGUGGGCAGAUGCUUGACUACAUCAUCUCCCAUGGCCGCUUGAAGGAAAAGCAGGCGCGCAAGUUUGGCCGCCAGAUUGCCAGCGCUCUCGACUACUGUCAUCGCAACAGCAUCGUCCACAGAGACCUCAAGAUUGAAAACAUCUUGAUCAGCAAGACCGGUGACAUUAAGAUCAUUGACUUUGGUCUCAGUAACCUGUUUUCCCCGCGGAGCACGCUCAAGACGUUCUGCGGUAGUUUGUAUUUUGCUGCUCCCGAACUUCUGCAGGCUAAGCAGUACACCGGGCCUGAGGUUGAUGUGUGGAGUUUUGGUAUUGUUCUCUACGUUCUGGUCUGUGGUAAAGUCCCGUUCGACGAUCAGAGCAUGCCGCAGCUGCAUGCCAAGAUCAAAAAGGGGCAUGUCGAUUAUCCACCAUGGCUUACUGCAGAGUGCAAGAACCUCAUUUCCAGGAUGCUGGUCACCGACCCUCGGCAGCGUGCCAGUCUUGCCGAGAUCAUGGUCCAUCCGUGGAUUACCAAGGGCUUCAAUGGCCCACCGGAGAACUUCCUUCCUCACAGAGAACCUCUUCAACUUCCAUUGGAUCCCCAGAUCAUCGAGAAAAUGACUGGGUUUGACUUUGGUCCUCCGGAAUACAUCACUUCCCAGCUCACCAAGACCAUCCAGUCUGAAGAGUACCAGAGUGCUGUUCGUGCUGCGGCGCAGAGGAUGCAGAACCCGACACCGGAAGCCGAACGGAAGCGCGGAGUGUUUGACUUUUACAAGCGCCGUAACUCGAUGAGCAGAGACACGCUCACCAACCCGUCGUCCGAGACCUUGCCGCUCGGCUCUGACCCUGUCAAUGCUUUCAAUCCUUUAGUCUCAGUGUAUUACUUGGUUCGGGAGAAGCAGGAGCGCGAACGUGCUGAAGCGAACCCAGGUGCUCUCAGUAUGCCCAAGGUGCCUGGCGAGAAGCCCUUCAAGAUCCCAGACCUCCCGGCACCUGAGGCGGCCUACACCAACAGCAACUCCUACGAGAUGGCUGGAGAGAGGCCGACUGGCGGUCGUUCCAGACCUAGGGCUCGGACGCAUGGCGAGGAAGAGGUCACUGAGGGCUUGCAGAAGAUGAACCUGAACCCUCCGCCUCCACCUCCGCCAGCUGUCAUGACCCCGCCAAAUGAGCCAGCUCCGACAAAGAAAGAAAGCACCACUACGGGUCUACUUCGUCGGUUCAGCACGCGGAAGCAUGCCAAGUCUACAGGACGUGACAGGUCCAACCCUCCUCCUGCCAUCAACGUGCCGCAAGGCGAAGAGAAGGAAAGCUCCGGCUUCCCUCUGCGAAGCUUCAGUAUGCGCAGACCUAGGGACAGAAGCGCCCAUUCGCCUUCGCAUGCGCCGCCUACCGACCAUCCCGAUAUGCUUACUCCAUCAACUGCUGGUCUCAGUACUACUCAAAAGCUAAAGGGGCUCGGAAGGUCGACAAGCGUCAACUCUGCUGAACUCCGCCGACGGAUGAUGAAGAGAGGAGCAUCUUCGGAUGGAGCCCAGGAGCCACUUCCUCCGCCGACGAGUGGAUCGGACAAGUCCAGUGUUGGCGGCCAUCGCCCUGUUCCUAGAGAUGUCAAUACCUCUGAAGAAUUUGCGCUGGCUAGCGGUGCUCGUAGUGCUCCUGCCUCCCGGACGAAGUCUCUUGGUCACGCGCGUAGGGAAAGCAUGCAGAUACGCCGCGCACGCCGCGAGCAUGGAAGAGAGCAAAACGUCCCAGAAGAGACGGACCAGGAGGUUGCUGAAGCCGAGGCCAACGAGUCCGCUGAAGAGGCUCGGAGCCCCGAGACCAUCAAGCCGGUCUACCUGAAGGGCUUGUUCAGUGUCUCCACUACUAGCAGCAAGCCUCUGUCGGUGAUCCGCACGGAUAUCAUACGUGUUCUCAAGCAACUGGGCGUGGAGUACUGGGAGAGUCGAAGCGGAUUCAGCUGCCGUCAUUCUCCUAGCAUUGACCUCAACCAAGCCAACGACAAUCCGUCCUCGCAAUUGAGCCCUAACCAGGCUGCGUCUGGCGGGUCAUCACACAAGCGGAGAAUCAGCUUUGGAGGCCUGAUGGGGGCUGAGCGUGAGCGCGACGAGGUCCGAGACAACGCACAAAGGACUCCUCAGACGCCUAGAUCUGCUCGGCGCAACCGUCGCGCGGAUCAUAGUUACACGAACUCGGAGGAUUCGGACGAGAGCGAUGGCCGCGAUGACCCGAGGUCAGGCCGCGCCAGGGCUGCUGGAGAGACGACGACGCAUGUCCAGAGCGACCUUGGAGGCAGCAUGGUCCUCAAGUUCGAGAUUUACAUUGUCAAGGUGCCGUUGCUGUCGCUGCACGGUAUCCAAUUCAAGAAGGUGGAUGGUGGCACCUGGCAGUACAAGAGCCUGGCGCAGAAGAUUCUGGACGAGCUGCGCCUGUAG
Molecule: messenger RNA, 2670 nt
Organism: Aplosporella prunicola CBS 121167
Lineage: Eukaryota; Fungi; Ascomycota; Dothideomycetes; Botryosphaeriales; Aplosporellaceae
Exons: 3
Coding region: 1-2670 (889 amino acids)
Biological process (GO): microtubule cytoskeleton organization; protein phosphorylation; intracellular signal transduction
Cellular component (GO): cytoplasm
Molecular function (GO): protein serine/threonine kinase activity; tau-protein kinase activity; ATP binding
Source: RefSeq, a predicted model, not a curated record